AUGGCAAUCAGAGGGUCCCACAAGACACUUGUGACCAACAACAACAACGUAAUAGAUUUUGUGGAUAUGCCACCUCAGAUAAGGAUAAGCACCCAUUGCUUCUCAUUGGUCAGUUUCCCAGCAUUUCCCUCAAAAUCUACUAAAUCAUCAAACCCCAAACCACAGCCACAAGAUCACCACUUCAAUCAAUAUUACAAAAGGAUGCACCCACAUCACACAUUUUCAACUCAUACUCACCUCUACAAACUACAAACCACCACUCCAGCGCCGGAAAAUAUGGCCGCCGUCACACAAUCUCCGGUCGCAGUCUUCCGACCAUGCGCCUCACGAACCAGGUUCCUAACAGGAUCAUCAGGGAAGUUAAACAGAGAAGUAUCACUCAAACCUGCAAACACUUUCUCAUCUGCUUCCUUCAAGAUCGAAGCCAAAAAAGGCCAAUGGCUACCGGGGUUAGCCUCACCUGGUUACCUCGACGGAAGUCUUCCAGGUGACAACGGGUUCGACCCAUUGGGUCUAGCGGAGGACCCGGAGAAUCUGAAAUGGUUCGUCCAAGCUGAGCUUGUGAACGGGAGGUGGGCCAUGUUGGGUGUCGCCGGAAUGUUACUGCCGGAGGUUUUCACUAGCAUCGGCGUACUCAACGUUCCUAAAUGGUACGACGCCGGAAAAUCAGAAUACUUCGCAUCAUCAUCAACCCUGUUGGUGAUCGAGUUCAUUCUUUUCCACUACGUCGAAAUCAGAAGAUGGCAAGACAUCAAGAACCCAGGAAGUGUAAACCAAGAUCCGAUCUUCAAAAGCUACAGUUUACCUCCUAAUGAAGUCGGGUACCCAGGUGGCAUAUUCAACCCACUCAACUUUGCACCAACCGCUGAAGCCAAGGAGAAAGAGAUUGCCAACGGGAGGUUGGCGAUGUUGGCGUUUCUAGGGUUCAUCGUUCAGCAUAAUGUCACCGGAAAAGGGCCAUUUGACAACCUAUUGCAGCACCUUUCAGACCCAUGGCAUAACACUAUUGUCCAAACACUUUCAGGAAACUAAAGAGUAUCUAUCUUCUUUUGCUUUAUUUGUAAACCAUGGGUUGUGAAUAUAAAAUAUGAGAUGG
Molecule: messenger RNA, 1096 nt
Organism: Lactuca virosa
Lineage: Eukaryota; Viridiplantae; Streptophyta; Magnoliopsida; Asterales; Asteraceae
Source: the annotation of a GenBank genome assembly